AUGAAAAACCAACCACAAAGACUAGCUUUUGACCCAGCUUUACAAUGCCCUUAUUGCUAUAGAAAAUUCCUUCAGCAAAAAGAAAUUGCCAUACAUGUCACAAGCAUGCACCCCUCUGAAAAAAAUGCCAAAAACCUACUGAAAUAUACAAUUGACAAUUGGUAUAAAUGUGAUGAAUAUGAGACUUGUGAGUAUAUUUUCCAAGUUAUAACUAACCAGGUCAAGCCUGCUAAAAAGAAACCGAAUCAGUAUCAAGCUUUAAUUAAUGCAGAAUCCAACAACAAUUCACGAUCAGAUGUGCUGAUUUUAUUAGAUGAAGCUAUUGAUGCAAAUAAAAUGAAGCUAAAAAAUAAAGGGGAUAAUGUUGAAGAAAUUUAA
Blepharisma stoltei is the source of this 378-nucleotide messenger RNA. Lineage: Eukaryota; Ciliophora; Heterotrichea; Heterotrichida; Blepharismidae. The record is from the annotation of a GenBank genome assembly.